Messenger RNA from Mesocestoides corti, 1539 nucleotides. The record is from the annotation of a GenBank genome assembly. Lineage: Eukaryota; Metazoa; Platyhelminthes; Cestoda; Cyclophyllidea; Mesocestoididae.
AUGAACACGGGUUCCCCUUCCGACUCCGGGCCUUCAGUCCCUCCACAGUCUCCCAUUCAGUCACAGAGUCAUGGGCUUACCGGUUUCCUCCGCAACUCCUUUUCAGACAUUUCCUUGGACGGUUUUGAGGAACAGUUGGCGCGUGUUUCCGCAAAUGAUACAUACGUUGGACCGCUUCGCCCAAAUCGACGUCGGAAACCGCGCACGCAGGGGACCGCUAAUGAUCCAUCCUCUCCUUCGUCUUGUGAUCAGGAAGAUGAAGAUCCUCUUCGACAAGUCCCCUACUCUACUUCAUCUCUUGCGUUCGUACCGCCCGGUGUUAUCAUUGUCUCCGAGAUUUGGCGCCUCUUUGCCACAGAGAGACUUUCUCUGUGUAACGGCUUCAUCAGCACGAUGCGGAUCGAUGCUUUACAGCGGUGUCUGCACGCGCAUAACCUCAAUCAACUUGGUUCAUUGCUUGUCCUUCGGAAGCGUCUUCACGAAUUUGUUCGACGUUUGAGGGAUUCUGGUCGUAAUACACUGAAUUGUGGAUUGCCAUGUGAAGGCGAGGAGUCCAGGCUCGCGCCUCUCUUAGAAGGCACACCAUUGAAGAUCAUUGAGCCAGAUGGUUGCCAGAUGGUAAAACUCGCUCAACCUGUCGUUCUUACGCCAGAUGUCUUUUACAAUUACCUUCUAAUAAUUGACCUCGAGGCCACAUGUGAAAUGCGCCAGGAGAGAGACCAGGCGGAGUUCCCUCACGAAAUAAUCGAAUUCCCCGUCCUCCUCUACGAUACACGGCAACGUAAGUGUGUGGGUGUUUUUCACUCUUACUGUCGACCCACGAGAAAUCCCUUGUUAUCUUCCUUCUGUAAGAGUCUAACGCAGAUCAGUCAAAGUCAGGUUGACAAUGCCAUCACCUUUCCGAAGCUACUCAGUCAACUAGAGACCUGGCUACUGGUGCAGAAUAACCUCAGGGACCAAAGAUGUGCUAUAGUCUGCGAUUGCUCAGCUGAUAUGGGCAAGUUUAUGCGGACGCAGUGUCAAUUGAGUGGACUUCAGGUACCCGAAUGGGCUUCUGUUUGGAUAAACCUCUCCCACGCCUUCCAUACAUUCUACCGCUAUCCCCAGACUCAAAAAUGUACUCUCGCAACCAUGCUCAAUGACUUGGAUCUAUCGUUUGUUGGCCAGCAUCACAGCGGCCUGGAUGACGCAAUGAACAUACUCCGGGUGGUUCAAAUCAUGCUAGCGGAUGGAUGUCAGUUGAGGGUUAACCAGCGUCUUGAUCUGGGGCGGCCCCCAUCAUAUUCUGCCACAGUUCCGCGCACUGUAGCGAAUUCCGCCGAUGGAGGUAUAAUGGGAAGUCGCUUGGGGCUUUUAAAAAAGCGCACGAAGUCGUCGGUGUUCCCUCACAUGCAUUCCUCCGAUUCCCCCUCCGAUGUUAAUUAUAGCCAAUCGCAGUCUCCGGUGGCCCACCCAAAUGAGAUCAACGCAGAAGAUGUCGAGUCCCUUAUGCGCCUUCAUUCCAUUCAAAAGCAUAGGUUAAACCGAUCGAACCCUUGA